UGUCAAAUAUUAAAUACACGCAUUAACGAAAUAACAAAAUAAGGGUUGAUUUCAUAAAUGUUUAAGAAACACCAAUCGGUCUGCUGCAUUUAUGACGUACCGUAUAAUUAUUGCGCAGCGCUUAAAGUCCUCUGCGGCGCAACUGUUGAGCUCCCAAGCCAUCAGCUCAGUGUGGUGAAUACAGCCAGGGACUACAGCUGCUGAUGAAUGAACAUGCAGUAGUGAGGUGUAAAACAUAGCAAAACGUAAAAAUUUCUUCGUUUCUGGCAAAAAACCGCAACAAAACAAAUGCAAUUAACAUUAAACAAAGUGCAAACAGUGAUGUGAAAACAGAAUUGACAACAACGGGAAGAGCAUAUAGCGAUUGUGCACAAAAUAGUGAUAAAAUUGGGACCGGUAAAUGCCAAGCAAAAAAAGCAGCCACAAUGGAAAGCAAAGUAGUAGUAGGAGUAUGUUGAAUAAAUUUGUAGUAGUGUGUAGUUGUACGAAACAGCGUGCGAGCCGAAACUGGCAAAACUGAAAAGAAGAAGAAGCGCGACGAACACAAAAAAUAUACAGACACAAGUGCAAAUAGGUAAAAAACAAAAAAAAAAAACAAAAAACAGAAACAGAAACAAAAAACCACAAAAAAUGUUGAAAUAAUUUGAUGAAAUAAUUGUGCGUGAGACAAAGGAAAAUCAAAAGCCGGGCAUGUCACAGUCGCCAGCAAAGCAGCAGCUGACGGAGCAAAAAAAACUAGAGGGGGUAGGAGUGGGAGCAGGCGGAGCAGCAGCAGGAGCAGUGGGCAGCUGCAUUUACCAGCAAUAAUAAUGUUGCUGGCGGCAGCCGGGCAACCAGCGCCCUAUACCUACGACUCGAGCGCGUCGCGCAAGAUUAACAAUAAUAAUAACAACAACAACAACAAUAAUAGCAGCAGCAGCAACAACAAUGUCAGCGCAGGCACGAGCACACCCACCCAAACAAUUGGAGCAGCGGGCACGCUGGCGGCACGUCCCACAACCGCCAGCAGCAUAGCCAGCAAUGCGGCCUGUGCGCUGAUGAAAACGCUCUCAGUGCGCCUGCAUCGCGGCACCGAAUUCAUCAAGGACACUGUGCAAAAGGCGCUGGUCAUGAAUGCCUCGACGCCAGUUUUAGCACCACCGGCAACAGAGGGAGGCACCAGCCACAGUCAUAGCCAUAGCCUAAAACGCAAGCUGAUUGGCGCCGGCGGCAUCAUGGGCUCCGUCACCGUCUCCAGCUCCGGCUCCGGCUCUGGCUCUGGCUCCGGCACCACCUCCAGCUCCAGCGCCAGCAGCAGUAGCAGCAGCAAUCGCCAGCUUGUGCUCAGUCAGCCAUACGUAGCGCCCACGGCUGCCUAUUUGCGGCAGUUUACGGUGGCGCCCUCCAUGCUGCAUCGCUCGGCAACGGCGCGCAAACGUAAUGCCAGCACAGACAGCUUACUCAUGGAUCUGUGUCUAUUCAAGCCCAUACGGCCCAUGCCCAUAACACCCAUCAAAAUCAACAAAGCACGCGGCUUUGAACUGAAGCGACCCAAAUUUAUGCCGCCCGCUGCAAAUGUGUACAGCGAUGCCGAUGAUGACGAUGAUGAAGACGAGGAGGAGUACGAAGAGGAGCCAGCACAGAAGGAGCAGGAGCAGGCAUUUAAACCAAAGCUCAGCACACUGACAUUGCCACAACAUGCCACCGCGUCCGCUUUUGUGCCACACGAGCCCACUCAAACCCAGGGCCACACCAAGGACAGUAGCAACACAUUAACCUCAGGCACAGGCACCGGCUCAAGCGAAGUCGCAGUUACAGCCAAGCCGAAAGCAGCGGCCGCAAAGCGUCGACGCCGCGCACCGCUGCUAACGGCCAAAAGACGUCGCAAAACAGCACCAGCAGCUGCAGCAGCUGGAACAACUCCAGCAGUCAAGGUAGCCGCCACAUCUGCCGCAGUGACUGCUGCAGCGCCCAAACGGAAGCGACGCACUGCCGCCAAGGGCAAUUCCAUAUCGCCAAUGCGCCACUCGCCGCCCAUGACACGUCAGCGAGCGCGUCUACAGAUCUCCAACAGCAGCAAAUAAGCAGCAACCCCUCCCCUAUACCUAUCUCUCUGUCUAUGUCCACGUAUGUCCACGGCCAUUGGAACGCCAUCAAGGCUUGUUUUGUAAUCCAAUGCUCAAAACUGCUGUAGAACAUAGAAAACAAACAAACACAACCACAAAUCCUAAGUCUUUGGUUCUAGUUACUGUUUAAUUCUAAGCGACGCGUUUCCAUUGUUUACCGUUUGCGUCAACCGAACCGAAGCAAGUGAAGCACCAAACUGCAACAACAAUAACAACAACAAGCAAGACACAAGACCCUAAGUAAAUGUUUAUCAUAAGAGAUAUUCCUACCUUACCCCUAAGCAGCAGAAACUAGAGCUGCGCUUUGCAUUUGUUUAUAGCAGACGGCCAAACCCAAUUUGUUUAGUCUUUAGUCGUUUAUCCUAUUUGUGUUCUUUGUCGCGUCUGAUAUCUAAUUGUUAAUUUAGCUUUAAAUUUAUCAUAUUUUAUGUUUAUAAAUCUUGUAAAUUUGUUUACUUUGGUCAGCAGUUGGCUUUGCAACUUCACUUGCUUCAACUAAAUACGUCUUAAAAUAAUAAUAUAUAUUUAAUAAUAAUAAUAAUAUAAACUGGUCUUCAAGACUGAUGAAAAACUAAA
Molecule: messenger RNA, 2681 nt
Organism: Drosophila montana
Lineage: Eukaryota; Metazoa; Arthropoda; Insecta; Diptera; Drosophilidae
Product: putative mediator of RNA polymerase II transcription subunit 26
Exons: 3
Coding region: 810-2063 (417 amino acids)
Source: RefSeq, a predicted model, not a curated record